Molecule: messenger RNA, 1764 nt
Organism: Didymodactylos carnosus
Lineage: Eukaryota; Metazoa; Rotifera; Eurotatoria; Philodinida; Philodinidae
Source: the annotation of a GenBank genome assembly
AUGCUUACCAUAAAGCGUUGUCUGACCGAUUUCGGCCGUGAUGGCUGCAGCGAAGAUAUGUUGCGAACUGAAGCUGCCUUUAUCUUGCUCAAGUUACAGGAGUGUAAGUCUGAAUUUCUGCAGCCGACCAAAGAUACCUGGAAUGCUUUCAUAUCGUUUCGGGACAAUGACGAAACAAACCAACGUAGUCAAGAUCAGGAGCUCUCCAUUGCACUCGAGGUGGCUCAUAUGAGAGCAAAUGCGACUCGGCUUCAACGAUUUGAACGACAACUUCAAGUAGCUAUCGCAGCCACUGAACGUUCGCUUAGAAAGUGUUUAGUUAAAACAUUUGAAUUCAGUAAAAUGGCCUUCUCUCCGUACUUGCAUCCGAUAAAUGCCUGUAAAAAUAUUUGGUUCGCCAUGUGUCAUCCUAUGGUAACAUUAAGAGCCGUAGUGAAGUGGGUGAAAGAAAAUCCGUGGAAAGCUGGUUUGGUCAUCUUGGGCAGCAUCGCUGUUGGUGUCGCAGUGGGAUUUGGUAUCGGCGGGCCGCUUAUCGCUGGAGCCUUUUUGCUUGACUUCACUGUUGGAAUCGUGGCCGGAGUAGUAACAACCGUCGUUGCGGGAAGUAUACCAAUGCUGGCAGCAGCAGGAGAAGGUGGACUCCUUGUUAAGUCCGCUCAAAAGCAACAAGAGAACGAUAAGAAAGCAUACGCAGACAGAAGAGUAGGUGUUUGCGAAGAAGUGACCCCACUACAGCAAGCACUAAAACGAGAACUAGAAGAACAGAGAGAUACAGAAUAUAUUAGGACAUGUGAGAAGGAAGCAACAAUUCGAGCAAAGAAUGAUCUGCUUUUGUUGAAGCGAUUGGAAGAAGAUACAAUUAGGCAACAGCAAGAACAACUGUACAACAUGGAUCGCGAACCUUUGCAAAAGGCUCUUGGCGAACUGCAAGAAGCUCACGCAGUUACACGCAUGGAAAAUCAAAGAGUGAGCAAUGAGCGUGCAGAGGUUGAACAACAACUUGCUGCGGUCCGUGAGGAUCAUGCAAAAAUGAACAUUGCAGAAGUUGCCGCGCUCAGUCAAUGGAACACUAUCGCAAGCAUGGCAACAGCGCGUGAAGAUCACACUGCCAUCCUGCUCAAUUCAAGCAAAGUUCUUGUAACUGGUGGUAAGGGAUUGUCCAGUGCUCUUGCUAGUUGUGAAAUAUAUGACCCAUCAACUGGUCAAUGGAACACUAUCGCAAGCAUGGCAACAGCACGUGAUUAUCAUACUGCAACGCUGCUCAAUUCAGGCAAAGUUCUUAUCACUGGUGGUUAUAACCCUUCGUCCGGUUCUCUUGCUAGUUGUGAAAUAUAUGAUCCAUCAACUGGUCAAUGGAACACAACUACCCGCAUGAUAACAGGACGCGAACAACAUACUGCAACCCUACUCAAUUCAGGCAAAGUUCUCGUCACGGGGGGUUGGAAUUCAUCAUCCAUUUAUCUUCCUAAUUCAGAAAUAUAUGAUCCAUCAAUGGGCCAAUGGAACACUACUGCAAACAUGGCAACAGCACGUACAAGUCAUACAAUAACCCUGCUCAAUCCCGGCAAAGUUCUUGUCACUGGUGGUCACGGAUCGUCCGGUUCUCUUGCUAGCUGUGAAAUAUAUGAUGUAUCAGCUGGGAAAUGGAACACUACUACACUCAUGGCAAGAGCACAUGAAUAUCAUACUGCAACCCUGCUCAAUUCGCACAAAGUUCUUCUCAGUGGUGGUUCGGCAUUGUCCACUCCUCUUGCUAGUUCUUGA